GACGCAGAUACCCAAGAAAGGCACUGGACUUGAGCCUACUUACCCGCUACUAGAUCCUGGAGAGCAGACAGAAAGAAACCUGACGGAAUAUACACAUUUGUUUUAUUCCAAGUGAAGCAUCUUUUCUAAAGAAGACAUGGAUUUUUUGAACCACAGCUACUUGAGUGCGCGUACCUCGUACGAUUACACCUUUAAUUUUUGGAAUGACUAUCUCGGGCUGUCCACACUGGUCACGAAGAACAACAAGCACAGUGUCCCCCAGAGUCCCAACUCCAUCACGGAGUCUCUGAAAGCAACGCUGGGCUUGGACGACACGCCUCCGUGCCCGUGCGUAAUCGCGGCCGGAGGCGAAGGCGAAAGCGGCGGACACCUAGACUCCUGCUGCUGCCCUCCGCCAGGCUCCGUCUCCAUCCUGGACCUGAAAGAGCGCUUCUCCAUUCUUAGCCCAUUCCAGAGUCAGAACCAGGGCACGGGAGGGCUGCUGUCCUCCUCACAGGAGCGGGAGAUGUGCAUCGGAGGGGGAUUCGCGGGGUUCGACCUGUUCGGCGUGGAGAGGAAGAUGAGGAAACCAACUGCGCGGAAUAAGCAGGAGCCCAAGAUCUGCGUCUUCUGUCGGAAUAACGGCGCGCCCGAGGAGGUGUACGGCUCGCACGUCCUGAAAACCCCGGACGGGAGGGUGGUGUGCCCGAUCCUGCGGGCGUACACUUGCCCCUUAUGCAGCGCCAACGGGGAUAACGCGCAUACGAUAAAAUACUGCCCUCUCUCCAAAGACCAGCCUGCCCAGAGAGUGCUGAAGGGAGGCAGAGCUGUGGGUGGUAAGCGAGUGAAAAUCUUCUAAAAAAGACUGAUGAAAUAGCCUACACUUACAUUUAUUGCACUGAACAUUUUCUUUCAGAUGAUGACUGUUCCGAUUGCGGCUUUAAGAGUCUUAACUACUAGGCUACAGGACUUAUUAAACAAAUACGAUAUCAAUGUUUUCGUUGAGAAUACAAAAAACAAAAAACAAAAAAAAAAAACUCUUAUAUUUUUAUAGAUUCUUUAUUUCCAUAGUUUAUUGCAUAUUAUUCAUAAAAAGCUAUUUUUUCCCUUUUCGCGCAUAGGUUUUAGAUGUUUAUUCAUUGAAAGUCCCAAUUCAUAGUCACAUGUUGUUGUGAUGUUAUUUUUGUUGAAAUGGGAAACGUGAAUGAUGGCAUUUAUAUCCACACCAGAGGAGCUGCUCUUCUGUUCAACUCAAGUGUUUUCUUUCAUGUAGGCUAAGCCAAGCUUGCACCUCGUUUUGUCUUUUAAACCAAAGUUUAUUUAGCCAUUAAGCGAUUUGACGAAUGUUCCACGUCUUCAUUUAAUUGACAUGAUUCUGAACUGAUGUUGGAAGUCCCAUUCCACUCUUCCUUUAGAGUCCACUUCAUAAAUUCCCUCCUUCCCUCCAGGGCCUAACAUUUAGUACGCGCACGGACGCGCACAGCAACACAAUAGAGUCUCUGUUGCGCGUUCAUGUUCUCAGCAUAACUUCAUAAUAAGCCAAAUUAUUUCCAACCCCACUGACUGAGCCAGACGUAGGCUAGGUUACAUUUUACAUUACUGAGCACCAUGUUACUCAUAUUACAUGUAAAUAUAAUGAAUAAAAAUAACACUGAGCGAAUUUACAUGUUGCUCAUUAGUAUUACUCAGUACUUACAUAUGUAAUUACACUGUAGCAUGAGCACACUGAUGUAAAGUGUUACCAUAGGCUAUUUUCUUUUCACCCAGAACUCUUUAGAGAUGACUAAAAGGGGCACUUUCGAUGUUUACACCCCGAGUAAGGGGAACACACACUGGAGAAAGAAUACAAAUCCUAUGGGUGCCUCUCUUUAGCUCGAAAUGAUCUGCUCAACCAUUUUCACAAAGUCCACGUUUCUUCAAAACAUCCCCGGUGUGCAAGGGGAAAAGAGAGAGGUUUAUGACAACAACAAAAACACACCAGUUUGACGAUUCUCAAAGGGUCCAUGAUGGAAUCUAGCACGUAUGAAUGUUCUUAAUAAAAAAGCUUUUUGUAAAACAAUGCAUUUGCCCCUUUUUGCAUUAUGUACAAUAAUAAAUUCCCAAAAAAGAAAAAAGGAUGCAAAAAUAUUGUGAAUGUACAAUUGACACUUACAGGACUGCACAUUUCUGACCGUUAUGUUUACCAAAGGAAUUCAAUUUGAAUGAAGUAAUGAACAUAGAUUUGCUGUAUUGUAAAUAAUUGCCAAACAAUUGAAAAUGAAUUAAGUGAUGAUGUCUAUUCAGUGUUUUACCGUUUAAAAGUGACUUCAGAGGGAACUACCUCACCAGGAUUUUGUACUUACAUGUAAAAUGUCAACUGCAGUUUAUUAAUAUAGUGUGCCAUUUAUAACAAGGGUUUAUAAUAGUAUUUUUGAUCUUUGUAUAACAUAAUUGUAUUUUUUUCCAGUGCAUUCUAGAGACGAAAGUGAAAUUCCAAUAAGCUCUAAGCAUUGUUUGCUAAUAAAUGACAGCUGUACAUAUGAAUAAAGAUAUCAUACAUUUAAGUUGCAGUUUAGUGUUACAUUCUUGGUUGGUGACAGACAGAGAGAGAAUCAAAUGUUGAAAACAUCAGACAAUUUGCCACUUUUAACUGAGGUUUGUAAUGAAAUUAAAAGAGUAAAAAAAGAAACACUGUUGAAUAUUCUUAUUUAUAUUUUGUCACACUACCCUGUAUGCUGCUGUGCAGAAAUUAAAGAGAUGAAUUCACUAGAUAAAUAAACAGCUUAUG
Messenger RNA from Xyrauchen texanus (razorback sucker), 2746 nucleotides. Its product is annotated as nanos homolog 1-like. Lineage: Eukaryota; Metazoa; Chordata; Actinopteri; Cypriniformes; Catostomidae. Gene Ontology annotation, cellular component: perinuclear region of cytoplasm. The record is from RefSeq and is a predicted model, not a curated record. The transcript has a single exon. Gene Ontology annotation, molecular function: zinc ion binding; mRNA binding. The coding region runs from base 137 to 838 and encodes 233 amino acids. Gene Ontology annotation, biological process: negative regulation of translation; oogenesis.